Meloidogyne enterolobii is the source of this 867-nucleotide messenger RNA. The record is from the annotation of a GenBank genome assembly. Lineage: Eukaryota; Metazoa; Nematoda; Chromadorea; Rhabditida; Meloidogynidae.
GCCUACAAUUUCGUCUACUCGAAAAUAAAUUGGGAAUUUUGAAUAAAAAUCGUGUCUCAUACAAUUAUCAACAUUAUAAAGAAGUGUUUAACAAAAAUGAUCAAGAAAAUGAUAAAAUUAUUCAUUCUGAGAGAGAACCUUCGUUGUUUAUACUCAUUGAUCGCUGGUUAUCCCGAACACCUGGAAUUUAUGAGGAAGAAUUUGACGAGGAUACGGAUGAACCAAGUGAUUCUAGAGAGGAUAAAGAAUCAUCUAAUGAUCAUGGGAAUGCUUCGAUGGGAAAAAGGAAAACAUUUUGGGACAGAUACUUGGAGGCAAAUUCUGAAAAAAUUUCAGAAAAAUUUUUUGUAACUUUCUAACAUUUUAAAGGCUGUUUCUCAAUACCUUUCAUUUAUGCUGGAAGAGGUAAACAAUCCAAAUCAGACAAAAGAGGAGCGUGAACUUCGAUGGGAUGAAUAUGUUAAAAUUAGACGAAGUUUUCAGACUAUUACUAAUGAAAGCGAUUAUAAUACUUUUGUAGAAAAAGGUGAACGCCGUCUUAGCCACAAUGCACUAAAAGGUGCAUUGAUGAUCUACUUCUACAGGGAUAUGCCACGAUUUUCUCAACCAUACCAAAUCCUCUUUCAUUUAAUGGAUAUAGACUCUUUAUUGCAGAAGUGGCGAUAUAACCAUUUGAUGUUAGUUCAACGAAUGUUGGGAAGCAAAAUUGGAACGGGAGGAAGUAGUGGAUAUAUGUAUUUACGCUCAACGGUCAGCGAUCGCUACAAAGUUUUCCUUGAUCUAUUCAAUCUAAGUACUUGGCUGAUACCGAGAAACUACAUUCCUAAACUUUCCCCUAAAAUGAUGAGGACACUUUCGGGAACAUGA